AAUGGUCUGGCAUGCCCCCACCUUUAGUCGUUCGGAGUCCCUUUUACCAAGAGUGCAGGGCUUAGAAUAGAGAAGUUGUUCUGAUUUCCAGGAACUGUUUUCUGUCUGGCAGAACACUUGCCACUACAGCAGAAGAAAUUAGUGGAUGCCUUUCCUCUCUUUUUAGGAAGUGGCUCUCUACUCUCUUUUGGAGGAGAGCCACAGUUGUAUCGGACAAAAGCCGAGACGUUGCUAUAUUCAAGAUUUUCAGUCCAGCUCUUCUCACAGCUAAAGGCAACAUCUGGAACGAUGCAGACCUUUCUUACUAUCUGCCUCUUGGCCACCUCCGUUGCUACAGGGGCGUCUUUGUUAUGUGAGAGUUGUUCUGCAUUUGGAUAUGACUGUAAUGGGCGUUUAGAGAGCUGCCCCUCAGAUAAAGACGUGUGUCGCAUCACAGAGAUAGAAUCCUCCUCAGAAGAGUUAAGAAUUGCAGCAGUUGUGAAGAGUUGCUUCCAUUCGAGAGACUGCUCUAAACCAAUCAGUUCCAUCGAGACCGGCCUGGCAGGACUAAUUUCGACGGUAACCACCUGCUAUGUGGGAAACGAGCGUGAGAAGAUCCUCCCCAACUUGCCACCCAAGAAUACCACUCUCAAUGGGCACAAGUGUCCGACUUGCUACAAUGAAUACAGUUUUGAGUGUGCGGAGGUUGAUGCAAAAUGCACAGGAGACAACAUCUAUUGUGGGGAGAUUACUGGGACAGCAGACUGUGGAUUUCUUGAAACAUUGGCUGUGCCAUUCGUCCUGAAGGGCUGUACCAACCAAAAUGACUGCAAUCACGUGCGCGAGGUUUUAUCUUCCGAGUCUGUUGGCGUAGCCACAUGUAAGGUAGCCUCCAAGGCAUCUAGGGCCAUUCCAAGAUCAUCUCUCUUUUUCCUCCAAACCUUUUCUGGGAUCUUGCUGCUCAAGUUCCUCAACUGAUUUGCUUCAGGAAAGAGAUAUGUGGAUGCUACUUCAGAAAUCCCCUCCUACUGCCCUCUUAUGUCUGAUACAAAACAUAGAUUUUUCACACAAUGUGCUGUGGUGACCUUCCAAUUUAAAUGUCCCUCACUCUGUUUCUGGGGUUGCAUUUUGGUUAUGAUUUUUCUGCAAACCUAGCGGUUCCCCCAGGUGUCACCCCAACUUGUACGUGGCUACAUUGUGUGAUUUUUUUUAUCUGCAUGCUGGGAUUAGGUUUAGAAUUAGGCCUGCAGAUAGAAAAAAUAUAUUCUUUGUUGACGGGAGUAAUAGCUACAUGCUUCCUGUCUUUUCACUGGUGACCCCAUCUAUGUGAGCUGGAAAUCCACGUAGAGGAAGAAGGGUAUCUAUUGAUGCUGGAUAUAUCCACAGUUGGGGCAUGGGGGUCGCUGCUUCCUAAAGCUAUGAAACAAAAUGAAAUCAGUAGUUUUCUGCCUAGUGAAAACUAAAGUGAUUGUGGAUUUAAUUAUCUUAGUGCCCCCCCCCCCAAUCAUUUAUGAUAAGUGUUUUGAGAAGUUCAUUUUCCAGAAUCAUAGAGCCAGAGGAGUUGGCAUGUUAGUCUGUAGUAGCAUAUUAGUGUCAGAUUAGUGUCCAGAUUUGCCUACAGACAGCCCCCCAACCUUAAAUGACUUCUCAGUUACAACCAUGAACCGGCUAGCAGAGUCACCAGCACGGGUACCAGACCCUGCAACAGACACAGAUGCCAGCUCUGCCUCAUAUCUACCCAGAAAAUAGAAUUACAGGACCCAAUGGCAUCAACUACACUAUCUCUGGCUCUUGCAGCUGCUCAUCUUCCAACAAGCCCUCAGGUGCCAACAAUGUCCGUCUGCUCUGUACAUUGGACAAAUCAGCCAACCUCUGCGCAAAAGAAUAAAUGGACACAAAUCUGACAUUAAAAAUGGCAACAUCCAGAAACCAGUGGGAGAACACUUCAGUCUACCAGAACAUUCCUUCAAGGACUUAAAGGUCACUGUAGUUCAACAGAAACCUUUCAAAAACAGAAUCCAAUGGGAAGCUGCUGAAUUGGAAUUCGUAUGUAAAUUUGGUUCAGUCGGGCUAGGAUUGAAUUUAGACUAUGAAUGGUUAUCUCAUUAUCAUAAGUAACUGAUUUCAUUAACAGAAGCAAAUGGAUCCCAUUAUCAGAAGCUACUGAUUGCCAUCUACUCCCCCACUCCCCUGUCCCCUCUCCACCUAUAUACGUGACCAGUUUCUUCAUGCCCUCCGUGCAUCUGAUGAAGAGAACUGUGAUUCUCGAAAGCUUAUGCUACAGUAAAGUUGGUUAGUCUUAAAGGUCCUACUGGACUCUUUUCGAUUUUCCACACCUUGCUCAUACUCAAUAUAAGAAAAAUAGAAGACCUAGUAAAUGAAAGCAGCCUAAAGCACUCAAGAAGGCAUGGUGGGAAUUGUUGUCCAUUUAGAUAGCAGACAGCUUAUCUACAGGAAAUGCAAGAAUAUUGCCAAAUAAAUUCAAAAAGCAUAGUUGUAAAUGGCAGGGGGGUGGACAGACUGAAUGCCAGCUGAAGAAAUUGGGGCAUCGAGGGAAAAAUUGGAGCCUCAAUGGAUGCAAUAGUCUUCUCUCUCAUAUUUAUGCAGGGCUCAUUUUGAGGGGGAACGCACAGGAAUGCAGUUCCGGUAGUUCUCCAAAGAGGUCACGUGUCAGGUGGCCCUGCCCACCUGAUUUUCGGCCAUUUUGGGCCCAUUGCGGCCUGGAUUGAGGCCGAAACAGCCAAAAUAGGUGAUGUCAGGGGGUGUGGCAUAUGCAAAACAGUUACGCCAAUGAGACACUUUUGGUGAUAUCAAGGGGUGUGGCACAUGCUAAUGAGUUAUGCUAAUAAGUCCCUGCAGCUCUUUUUCUACGAAAUGGCCCAUGUAUUUAUGGAUUUACUUUUAUGGUAAUAAGCAUUGGGUAUUGAAUGCUAAGGCUCUCUGUAUAUUAAAUGUCUCCGAUGGAAAGGAAACUUUGAACAAAUAAUACUAUGGUUUUUUUUAAAAUGACUUUUAUUGAGUAGACUUGGGAAGAAGUUAAUUCAUCGGAAAGCUAACAAACCCAAACUGAUAGG
This is a messenger RNA of Eublepharis macularius, 3053 nucleotides long. RefSeq names its product phospholipase A2 inhibitor and Ly6/PLAUR domain-containing protein-like. Gene Ontology annotation, molecular function: phospholipase inhibitor activity. The transcript has 5 exons. The record is from RefSeq and is a predicted model, not a curated record. Gene Ontology annotation, cellular component: extracellular region. Lineage: Eukaryota; Metazoa; Chordata; Lepidosauria; Squamata; Eublepharidae. Bases 289 to 957 code for a protein of 222 amino acids.